CGGCGAUCGAUCGAUUUAGUUCCUCGUCCCGAAAACCUUCGCCCCGAAAAUUUUCGCGUUUUUCCGCUUCCCACCUCGCGCUAGCACGCGAUGGAUACCGAGCCGAGUAAGUUCAACGUUCAAGGCUAACGUCACGGCGGCCCGAGAUUAGGCGAGCGGCCUAUCUCUCUCUCUCUCUUUUUCUCUCCUCACCUUCCUAUCGAUUGCCACUCGAGGAGGUCGUCGCUUUCCACGACGAGGACGUGGACAUGUGCUCGAUAUUCGCCUUGGGACGACUAAUUGUCGAGGAAGCGGAGAGAAGAGGGAGAAAAGAUCGACCGAGGAACAACUCUGAACAAGAGAUGCAGCGGUGUCCGUAUCUCCACGAGAUGAAGGAGCGCCUGCUCUCCCAGCCGACACCGACAGACAGCCUGGACAUGGAACGACUCGACGGCACUCCCGUCAAGGAGCCCAACCUGCACACCGAUUAUCCUGCCCACACCAACCCUGGAGUGAUUCCGGAUCCCCCGGAAAUGCCGCCCGACUCGCUCAUCGGCACGGUCGUCAAGCUGAAUUCGGAUGGUUACGGCUCGCAUACGUCGCCGGCGCACGCGAGGCAGCCUUUAGUGCCUCAAAACGCCAACAACCCACCCCUCUGCCUCACCCCUACGCACUCCGGCCCAGCGACUGGCACGCUGCCAAAAAACGCAAAGACGUCGCUGUUCAUUAUCAUGAGUUUCAUCUACGCGAAGCUGCUGGUGGUUGUGUGCAUCGCUUACGUGAUAAGCGAGGUGGUCACGCACAAGCUGCCCCUCUACUACUACGAGGGAUUCUUCACGUACCUGUACGGUGUUAGCAUCUUAUUCCUGCUGUACGUGUUCUGCUUCUUGCUGCAAGAAAGCGCCUGCUGCUCGAGGGGCAGCGACACGCCACCCCCGCCUCCGAGACCGCCCAAACCGCCCAAGGAGCCCAAGGAGAAGAACNAGAAGGACAAGAAGGACAAGGAGCAGAAGUCGUCGAAAAACAAGAAGGAAUAUCAGGACGCGGCUGAUGUCGAGGCUGGGGUUGCCACUCGGGCACUGAGGAAGCGGAAAACUUCGCAGAACGACCAGAGCCAUGGAAGUUUUUUCCUGAGAAUCGGUGCCAUUGCUUUUGGCCUGGGUACAAUGGUCUACAACGGUUUGGAAUUCGGCACCUUCUUCGAGGUGCCACCCACAUCGCCGUGCUACCAGAUCCUUCAAGGCGUUAAUCCAGUUCUUCAAAUGAUUUUCACCUUCAUGCAGAUGUACUUCAUCUUCAUGAACUCGAGGCUCAACAUUCAUCGCUUCAAAGUGAUCGCUCGUUUCGGUCUGAUGCACGUGGUGGCCACCAAUCUCUGCGUCUGGAUCCGCACCCUGGUGUUGGAAAGCAUCAAGGAGAUCACGAAGCAUCACCAGAAAAUGGGCCAAUUCGAGGCGGGCAUUCUUGAGAGUAUCAAACAGCACUCGAUGAGGAACGCCGGUGCCAUUUUGGGAACGGCGCCAAGGGACGUGGCUCUUUUGCGCGAGGCGCCAUUGACAGCGACCAGGUCGUCCACGGUUCCAACGUCGGUCGCGAGCACCAUAGCCGCCUCGUUCGGUCGAAUGAUGAAAACUACGGCGAGGGCGAUCGCGAGGGCCGUCACGACGCCGACCUCGACCACCACCACGGGCUGGAACCCGCCGACCUCGAUGACCCCCUCCACCUCGACCCCUCAGCCCAGCUUGCCCACGACCACUGCCAGCGCUCUGGCCACUUUUCUAACCGCCCUCACGCCGAAAACCACCAGGGAGGGGAGGGCCACCCCGACCACUCCCGCUACCACCACCCCCUCCACUACCACCACCACCACCACCACCACCACCACCACCACCACCACCACCACCACCACCACCACCACCACCACCACCACCACCACCACCACCACCACCACCACCACCACCACCACCACCACCACCACCACCACCACCACCACCACCACCAUCACCAGCACCAACAUACCUUCCACCACCUUGUCGUACUUCGUCCAACUGUUCGACGCGCCUCAGGCGGACAACAAAGAAGAGAUCAACCAGAUACAUCAGAUCUUCGACCUGAACAAUCAAACGAACAGCAGCGAAUAUUGGAGCCCGAAUUUCGGCGCGUACGCGGAGGCGUUAACGGACGAGGAGACGGUCGCGUUGGCUCACGCGGGUCACACGAGGGUGGACUGCGUAGGAGCGAGCAAAGGGUUGUUCUUCGGCCUGUUGCUGCUGGUCGGCUCGCUGAUCUGCCUGAUCCUGUUCUUCGUGCUGAUCCACCAUCCGGACUUCGGCCUGGUCGCCAUUU
Molecule: messenger RNA, 2325 nt
Organism: Apis dorsata (giant honeybee)
Lineage: Eukaryota; Metazoa; Arthropoda; Insecta; Hymenoptera; Apidae
Gene: OtopLa
Exons: 11
Biological process (GO): proton transmembrane transport
Cellular component (GO): membrane
Molecular function (GO): proton channel activity
Source: RefSeq, a predicted model, not a curated record